Lodderomyces pseudojiufengensis is the source of this 678-nucleotide messenger RNA. RefSeq lists its product as uncharacterized. Gene Ontology annotation, biological process: transcription by RNA polymerase II. NCBI's taxonomy places the organism in Eukaryota, Fungi, Ascomycota, Pichiomycetes, Serinales, Debaryomycetaceae. The transcript has a single exon. Gene Ontology annotation, cellular component: nucleus. Gene Ontology annotation, molecular function: transcription coactivator activity. Bases 1 to 678 code for a protein of 225 amino acids. The record is from RefSeq and is a predicted model, not a curated record.
AUGGCUAAAAAACAAGCUGGAGAAAAUUCUAAAAAGGCAGCAGGUAAUGCCAAAAAACAAGAACAAGCAAAUAAAAAAAAACAAGAACAAUUAGAAAAAUUAGAACAAGAAGAAAUUUCAAAAUGGGAAGAAGGUUCAAAGAAGGGAAAUAAAAAAAAAGAAGAAGAACAAUUUAAAAAAGAAGAAGCAGCUAGAAAAAAACAAGAAAGAGAUCUUUUAUUACAAGCAGAAGAACAAAGUUUACCAUCAAAACCUUCAAAUUCCAAAAAAAGAGGUAGUGAAAAAAUUGCUGCAAAAAGAACUGGAAAAAUUGAUGAUUUUAUUGAUUUUAAUAAAGAUACUCCUGAAUUAAGUGCAUCUGGAUUAGAUAAUGCAUUAGAAGCAUUAGCAUUAACAAGUAAAGAUUCUGGAGUAUCAACAAAAGAUAUUGAUCGUCAUGCAGAAAGAAGAGUUAAAGCUGCUUAUUUAGCAUAUGAAGAUAGAAGAUUACCUGAAAUAAGAAAAGAAAAUCCUGGAUUAAGAUUACAACAAAUUAAAAAUUUAAUAUUUAAAGAAUUUCAAAAAUCAAAAGAAAAUCCAAUGAAUCAAGAUACAAAUAUAAAAUAUAAUGCAAAUAAAGAUGAUUUAGAAUCUAAAAAGAAAGAAGUUAGAGAAACAAGAGAGAAAAAAUUUCAUUAA